AUUGCAGGGCAGAGAGAAAAGCCAGCGAUGGCUUCGCUCAGGCAGGAGCACCACUACGGGCUCUCCUGUGGAAAAAAUAACAAAAACAGCCCCAACAGGACGCUGUACCAUGUCAAGCUCACGGACACGGCUAUCAGGGCGUUGGAGGCUUACCAAAACCUCAAGGGGUCUUUACCAAGUGAACCAUCAAUUUGCUUCAAAGGAAACCAAGGGUACAUCAAGAUCCCAGCUCCCACACCAGAGUCACCUUCUGCUCUUCGCGUCUUCUCCUUCUACUUAUCCAGCGACAGCAAAGACCAACCUCAAGCAAGCUUUGACUGCAUCCACCAAUAUGUUUCGAGUGACGGCCGCGAGCAGCUGGAAGGUCAAGGUAUCAUCCAGGACAAGAUCACGGUGUGCGCCACCGAUGACUCCUACCAGAUGACCCGUGAGAGGAUGUCUCAGGUGGAGAAGGACAGCUGGAGCCGCUCUGCCAUUGAGAUCAAACCUGGAGCCACACAUCCGAAUAAAUGUGUGAAGUACCACAAGAGACCGGCUCCUCAGUCUGCAUCAGACAGCAGCUUCUAUAAACAGUCUACAAGCAACAGGAGGAACGGCGGUAUGGCCACCCCAACACAGAAGCCCUUGAGGGAGCGCAUCAUCCACCUCCUAGCUCUCAAAUCCUACAGGAAACCAGAACUGCUGCUUUGGCUGGAAAGAGAAAGAGCCAGUCCCAAGGACAAGGCCGAGCUGGGUGCCAUACUUGAAGAGGUGGCAAAAGUGAAUCCCAAGGACAGCAGUUACCUGCUGAGGGACGACUUCUACAAGCACGUUCAGAGGGACUGGCCGGGCUACAGCGAGGAGGAGAGGCAGCAGAUCAGCAGGCUGCUCUCCAGGAAGUUGCAGGUGCACAUCAGCCACCAAUCAAGGAAUCUUCAAGCAAAUGUGUCGAUGCUUAAGACCUCAGAGGAUACAACACUUCAUCAGAAUACAGCGAAAAGUUCUGCAGUGAAACGUCCCGUGCCUUCUGAGUCAGUGGACAGGCUAGCUGUUAAGAGACAAAGACUUGUGGACCAGAGGUUGCAGCAGCAGCCCACAGUAAAUGGACUCAUUAUGAGUAAAAGACAUGAAAUCGCAGCUCCUACCCUCAGCCCCAGUUUCCACACAAAGACCGAGUUUCAACGGACAAGUAACCAUACUGGUAACCAAAAUGUCUUACCAGGGGGCCACAGCGGCUCUCCUCUAAUCCACAAACUGUCAAGCACCUCGGACACACGCGUCUCAGAGAGCAGAGAGAAAGAAUCCAAAGUAAGCAGCCACCAGCCGCCACAGGGUGACUCUGACUGCUCUUACCAGCAGCUCAGCAGCAGCCAGCACAAGAAGAAGAAGUCUAAAAAGCACAAAGACAAGGACCGAGAGUGGAUAAAAGACAAGAAGGGGAGUGAAUGGUCAGAGAUGAGUCCUGAUCUCAAAAAGAACCCAGACAAACUGGACAAUCCUGACAUCACAAACACUGUGGCCUCUGAGGAGAAGCCGGAUUAUGUGCUCACUUACAGCACCAUCAUGAGUUUGGAGCAACGUGAGAGGUACCAGGAGGAUUUCUGUGCAGAGUACGAUGAAUACAAAGACCUCCACUCCCGGAUCGCCACCAUAACCCACAUGUUUGUUCAGCUAGGAUCCAAGAUCAAGAGCUUGUCCCCCGGCACUCAAGAAUAUAAGAUAAUGGAAGACCAAAUACUAGAAAAGUACAACAAGUAUAGAAAGAAGUUCCCAGGCUACCGGGAAGAGAAGAAACGCUGCGAGUAUCUCCAUGAGAAACUGUCCUACAUCAAACAGCUCAUCAUAGACUAUGACGCUUCCUCUUCAUAGCACUGGCUCCCCCCUUUAUCACAUUUUUUUAUAUGGAAAACCCUUCUUUGCACAAACACAGGUGUCAAAGCGGUUUUACAUGAGAGCUGUAUUAAAGAUUUUGGAUGAAACUGCAGAUGCCAACACGGACUGCCUGCUGGGACCCUGAAUGUCGCUGUGAGCACCAUUGAUUUAUAUCAGUAGCAGAUUUUACUCUGGCAUUUCUUUUUAAGGAUUAAUUUCUUACAGUAUGUCUAGUUGAUGUAAAAAGUCCAAGGAAAAGGCAGAAAAUGAAAUCGUGGAAAGCAUCUGUGCACGUCAAAUUCCCAUGACAGACCAUUUCUCUAAUAGUUUUUGCCAGCUUCGUUAAAACCAGAGUCAGUGUGAGUUUUGAUCGAAACGUGAAAGAUAGAAAAUAUAACUUUAACUUAUUCACUUUGUUUUUGACAUUUCCGUCAACCGUUGCUCUAGGCAGGUUUCCCCUUACCUUUUUUAUGAAUGUUAAAAUUUCAAUAUACAGUGAAAUUUGCCUCAUUUUUGAUACAUGAUUGCCGUAACCCAGUGCAAAACAACUGGAAUAUUUUAAGUCAUAUAAUCUCAGACUCAGCCUUCAUGUCUUAUUAUAUUAACGGUGUGAGAUGAUUCCAUUUGUCCCUAGUACACUUUCACAUUAUGUCCUAGUAAGACCAGUUUAAAGUAGGUGCUGUGAGAUAUUAGAACUUGUUUUUUUAAUGAAAUCUUAAAAGAAGUCAAUUUUGUUCAGGAAACAAGGGAAAUUAUCUCACCGUUUGCAAAAAAGGACUUAUAUAUAAAGUGAUGCAUGAAAAUGAAGGUAUGUUUGCAAUACAGCCAAAAGGGAGGUCAUACAGUUCAACUGGAUUCUGAACUGAUUCCAGUGAGAAAAACUGGGAAAUGCUGAAAUGGGUCAAGUUAAGAUUGAGGCGUAUGCUUUCUACCAAAUGCACUUGUGUUUAGAGUAUUUAUUCACCACGCCCCUUUUCUUUUGAGUGACUGGUUAAAGGAUCAAAAUGCUUGGCCUUAAUGGCUGUCGCAAUAAUUUCCUCUCCAAAGCCGUUACUGACAUUAUGAAUCAGGCACAGAGUCUAGUUUUAAAGUAUUGUGUUCAACCGGAACGAAGUGUCUCACUUUUUUCUUCCUUAGAACUACUGAUGUAUUUAUUUUUAAGCCACCUUCCUGUGUUCUGUGUUGUUGGUCUCCUCCGCUCGAAGGUCUUGUUAGACCAUCAUGUUUGUUCCAAGCAGCUGGGAGAGGUGGCGAGCAGAUCAAAGGUUUGCGUAGCAUUAUGUGUUUUGUCUCUGUCUAAACUGAUGCAGUUAUGGAGAGUGAAUGGGUUAAGGCCCUGAAGUCCUCCAAAUAUUUAUGCUGAAAUGGGAAGUUAGCAGCCACUUCAACAAGCAUUUGAACUGUGGCUGAAAUUGUUCACUUAUGCUGUGUUUACACUACCUGUGACACAUAAGCAGCACGGCCAGUUACGUUACGGCAGAGUUGUUAUUGAACUCUCUGUCGCUCAUUAACAUAGUCAUGUAGACUAUGGCUGUUGUAUCUCUGUGUGCACCAUAAAGCUGGAAUAAUGUCGGCUAACUAAUGCUGUAUUCAAACGGGCUCGUAUUUAGCCAAGCAACAACCUCCAAGGCUGAAAAAGGAAGUCGACGCUGAAGUGCCAAAACUGCAGUUUCUUGAAUGGCCACUUGAGGCUGGAUCCCAAAACGGAGUCAAUCCCCAUACACCCCCAUGUUAAAUGCCAAACAUUACAGCAUAGACAACAUUUUUACAGCCUGGUCCAAAGAAAAAACGGUUUUGGUCUCUAGUGCUAAUUUCAACCUUCAUGACAACUGCAUGGGGGUGAAUGUUUUAAUAACUCGCCCUUGUAUAUUUUAUUCAGGGCCAAAUUUACACACGCUUAAUUUUGGGGCCGCUUGAGUGGCUGUCUGCUGAUAGCGUCCCCUGCUCCCAGUCAGAUCCACCGCUUGCUUCUCCACAGCGCCAGCCUCUCACUUAAAUAUGGUCACUUCUGGCUGCAAAAAUGGCGAUGGCCAAACGGCAAAAUCGAGGCUUCUAAACGCAGUAGUGACGUCAUGGCAGCUACGUCCAUUAUCUUUACAGUCCUAAUGUUAACUGUGUCCACAAAUAGACCAGUGCAGCAUAAAUAACAGAACUACAGACACAAACCAUAUGAUAGACUUAUGCUUCACCGUGUUGUUGGAGCACUGAAAAAAGUUGAGGCCAGCUCUUCUUUGAUUUGUGGCCCGUCACACUAGUCCACAUUUACAAGGGUUGGGCAUCAUGCUGCAUUCAAAUGGAACUCGUGAGCAUAUGGUAAUGACAGGGGAAGCUGUGUUCACAGAGUCAUCGUGAACACUGAGGUCUUUUUUAGAAAUUUUUUAGAAAUCUUUCACUGACGAGUUUGUGAAUGCCACAAGAGGGCGUGGGUUGAUAUGGACUCUUCUGGUUAACACCACGCAGCAUCAGUUUGUCGUUUCAUGUCACUGGCUUUCACUGAAAAUGGCACGUAACCUUUUGCUGUGCCGUUUGUAGUGUGAACACAGCAUCAGACAGCACCACAAAAUGUGGGGACAACACUGAGUUGGGAACCUUGUAGCAUACAAUGGAUGAUUUUAGAAUCAGCCCUCAAUAUUUGGUCGUCAGGGAAAUAUGGAGCCAUAUUGGGGUUUUUAAAAAAGGGUGCAUUUGCUGCAUCAUAACCAGCUGUGGUACAAUUUUAAGCGCUAGCCUGAAAGCUUUUCCUCUUCAGUUCACAGUUAAUAAUCAGAGCCCAUUCAGGUAUUUUGCACUAAACCCAUUCUGAAUAAAGGGGGCAGCAGGCUAGUUAAAUUUCCAUUCAGAUUGUAAUUCCUCUCUGUGGUUACCGUUUUCGUCCCGAAAUGACAAAUGUUAUCACACAGUCACUAAUGUAGAAGCCUUAAGAUCACACUUUUAUACUACAAAAAAUUCAAACUGCCAAUAUCAAAGAGGAGUCAUUAUCCACACACAUCUGUUAUCUGCCUUAUGUUACUGUUAGCUGUCACAUUUAAACACAUCGUAGCUAUUUCGCUAUUCAUAUGGAUGCCUACUGCGGUUUUCUCACAUAUUUUAAUAUCACUUUCGAGGUGAAAUAUUUCAUAAUGUAAUUAAAAAUGUUUCAUGCACAGGUUGGGUGGCUAUGAUGGCAUAGCUUCCUCAUCAGAUGCAUUUAUAUGAUUUUUCUGGUACUCUGUUUUUCUUCAUCAUUAUUGAGAUAUAUGGUCAGGUAUUUGUCAUUAUGAUUUUUGGUUAAUACUGCAGCUCAUGUUUCUGUUGAAAUCCCAUCUUUCAUGGCUCAGAGCUGUUUGACUGGAAAACUGUCUGCAAUGGUCUCUACUCUAUUUUAAGCACAGCAGAAACCCAUUACUAAAAUAAUGAUCACCUUCAAGAAGUGGAGGGUAAAUAUUAGAAGGGGAAAAGUGUCAAGUGGUUGAUUGAAGACCACGAUUAUCUGUGGGUUAUAGAGUGUGACGAGAGUCACUGGUCUUGAAGACUAGAGUAUUUAUUCCAAAAUCACUAAAUGAAUUUUAUUUAUCAGUCUUCAUCACAAGCUACAAAAAUUAAGUUCAUGAGGUGUUUUUGUUUCUUUUUGACUGGUGCAGAAUAUUUUUGGGGCACCAGUGUGUACUGCACAGUCUGUGUUUUUAUGUUCAUGCCUCCUGAAGGGAAAGCCUCGUUUCUGUCACACAGGAGUCAGAGAAGAGAGUAUGCAUUAUGA
Messenger RNA from Plectropomus leopardus (leopard coralgrouper), 5587 nucleotides. RefSeq names its product RNA polymerase II elongation factor ELL2-like. Gene Ontology annotation, cellular component: transcription elongation factor complex. The record is from RefSeq and is a predicted model, not a curated record. Gene Ontology annotation, molecular function: cis-regulatory region sequence-specific DNA binding. Gene Ontology annotation, biological process: transcription elongation by RNA polymerase II; positive regulation of transcription elongation by RNA polymerase II; snRNA transcription by RNA polymerase II. NCBI's taxonomy places the organism in Eukaryota, Metazoa, Chordata, Actinopteri, Perciformes, Serranidae.